GGACGUCCUACGUCAUGACGCACAGCUCAGCUGGACGUCGCUCCGCUCCGGAACAGACAGGCUCGGUUCUGCUCGGUUCAAACCGCCGUUUAACACUUUAAAACAACAUUUAACCGGCUGCUAACGGACCGAACCGACAGCUGGAGUGUUCACGAUUAGCGGGCCGAACCAGGAAACAGGAGAUACGUGUCUGUCGUCGCUGCCACGGACGGAGAGUUUCCUGCUCAGUGUGUGUUAUGUCCUGAGGGGGUGGAGCCAGAGGACAUACCUGUGGUUGGUUUCCUGUGUGGGAGGAGUCAGUCUCAGUCUGAGAGAUGUGAAGCUGACGGAUCAGUGGAGCUGUCACUCAAACCAGGACCACGCCCCCACCACCUCCAGCAGCCAAUCAGUGCACAGCGUGCAGGGCCGUCAUGCACCUGACGUCGUAUCCGAAGCUCGUCCGCUCAGAGUUGCGGUUGGACGUGGUCGGCGUUCAGACGUUUUCCCAGCAGGGGGCGCUGCUGAGGACCUGUGGCAGUAACCAUGGCAACAUGACCAGCCGUAUCCCGCUGAGCGUCAUCACUACCAACAUGCUACGCUGCAGCAACGCGAGCAGCAACAGUAGUGUUAGCGGCGGCGUGGCGGCGCUCCGGCUGAAGGUGCCACCCAGCGCCACCCUGCAGCUCGUGCCUCUUCCGACAGGUUACGAGAAUGACACGCUCAGACUUUACCAGACCGCCACGGAGGACGCUGACACGCCGCUGGACAUCUGGACCGUCAUCAAGCCCGGACACGUCCGCGAGAAGAUCGCCAUGUUCGCUUCAGAUGCAGGCCGGGCCGACGGCAGCAGGGACAGCGAGCACACCUCCGAUAGGACAGCGGCAAUGUGUUCGAACCACGGCGCCAUGUCAGGGCUGUUUCGGGCUGUGAAGGCGAAGGGCAGCUGGGAGGAAAACAGCAGUGCCAAACGACGCCGUCGGUCAGGAAGCCACCAGAACCUCCAGCAGGACCAGAGGACCCAGCAACACGCAAACAAACCGUCUCCACGGCACCUGGACUGGACUCAGCAGCCAGGCGACGGGCAGCGUGGAGGCGAGGAGGAGGAGCAGGAACAGAAGGUGUCAGUGGUAGAAAUGGUGGCGUUUCUGGAGCAGAGAGUCAAUGAGCAGCAGCUAGACUCCAAACCUCUGCUCGCCCUCCAGAGGAGCUCCACCACCAUCACGCUUUCCAGAGCCCCACCCCCGGAGGUCAAGGGGGAGGAGCCAGAGAGCAUCAAGGUGUCAGACAUGGUGGCGAGGCUGGAGUCGGAGUGCCUGCGGAGGAGGACAGAAGGAGAUCUGUCGAGGAGCAACAGCCUGAGGAGGACGGUGGGACGAGUCCUGCUCGCUGCCGGGGAACAAGGCUCCGCCCCCUGCCAGCCUGCAUCACAACAAUCCACCAUGUCAUCAGUGACAUCAUCAUCACUGCCAGGAGCAGCGGGCAGGGAGCCAAUCAGCUGCUCAGAGACACCUGCCCCAGCCCUGACCACGCCCCCUUCACCUGACCACUACCCACCUGAAGACAAGUGUCAAGAGGCCACGCCCCCUCCAGAGGAGGCGGAGCCUCUGCCUGGCCUGUUGUUUCUGUCUCCGCCUCCUGCUGCCUCAGAGACCUGCACUGACUCUGCCCCUCUCCCCAGGGAACUGCGCCCCCGUCCUGCUCGCUCUGACUCCGGCAGCCAAUCAGAGAAGAGGAGGAGAAGGAGAAAGGUUGACUGGGUUCAGGAGGAGGUCAGUGUGACUCCACCCCUCACCGUGGUGCCUCUGGGCCGCCGUGCGUCGGCGUCUCAGGACUUCCUGGAGCUGCGUCAGCGCCUGCAACAGCUGUUGGAGCCUCAGCCGUACCUGUCGGUGCUGCCACACCACCUGCUCCUGAAGAUCCUGCUCCUGCUGCCCACGCAGAGCCUCGCCGCGCUCAAGUGCACCUGCCGCUACUUCAAGUUCAUCAUCGACAACUAUGGCGUGCGGCCCGCCGACUCGCUGUGGGUGUCUGACCCCCGUUACCGUGACGACCCCUGCAAACAGUGCAAGAAGCGGUAUGGCCGUGGCGACGUGUCACUGUGCCGCUGGCACCACAAGCCGUACUGCCAGGCGCUGCCGUACGGGCCCGGGUACUGGAUGUGUUGCCACGGCGUCCACAGGGACGCGCCCGGCUGCAACGUGGGUCUCCAUGACAACCGCUGGGUGCCUGCGUUCCACAGCAUCAACGUGCCGAUUUACCGGAGGAGCCGCAAUGACGCCUGAGAGAGAGAGUGUGUGUGUGUGUGUGUGUGUGAGUGAGCAGGUGAGGUUUUCCUCCUUCUCUUGCUGGUUUUAUUUUAAAGGGUAAUCUUCACCUGAGUUGCUUCCUGUUGUCCCUGCUGCUCAGACAUCUCCACAGCCGCCACCAGACAACCAAUCAGCAUCGUUCAUCUCAUCAGCAGCUUGUUAAUGGCGAUCAGCUGAGGGAGGAAGUGUCCCGGCCAGGACUCUCUAACCUCAUGUCCAUACGAUACAUAUACGUUACUUACAUGUUAUAUAUUUAAUGCUCGCUGAUCACAUGACGGAGAAGAACCUCCUGUGAGUAUCUGAACAGCUGAUUGAUCAGCUCUGACAUCAUCGUUGUUUUUUAAUUGGAUGACGAGCUAUGAGGAGGUGGAGCUUCAGAGGGCCCAAUGAGUUAACGCUGCACCUUGUUUGUUUACAUUUGUACAUAGUCUGAUCAGCUGAGAUAAUCACCUUUAACUCUGUCAAAGGGAAUGGGACGUGGCCUUCAGUCGAGUCGAUGCAAUAAAGAAAAAGAUUGAUUUGUUUUUUAAGUUUCUGCGGCUGAAAAAACGUUUGUGGCUUUAAUAAAGAAAAAAAAAGUGCUUUCUGAUUGGUUCAAACGCCGAA
Molecule: messenger RNA, 2891 nt
Organism: Larimichthys crocea (large yellow croaker)
Lineage: Eukaryota; Metazoa; Chordata; Actinopteri; Sciaenidae
Gene: fbxo34
Product: F-box protein 34
Exons: 3
Coding region: 411-2261 (616 amino acids)
Molecular function (GO): protein binding
Source: RefSeq, a predicted model, not a curated record